AUGCAUCACAAAGAGGAAGAAGAAGCUCCCUUGAACGACGAUGUCUCUCGUGGCAGCGACUCUGGCGAGUUUACCAGGUCCUACAACUAUGUCCACACCAGGCGACCAAGACGCGGAUGGUGCAAUUGCCUGGGGGUGACGGUGUCUUUGCUCGCGAUAAUCAUCAUCUCCGGUCUUUGCGGAGCGUGGAUUUCUUUCUAUUUUCUGAAUAUUGACCAAAACUGUGCAGCGCACACGACACAAUGGUCUCCUCUACUCGACGACGUGGAAAUAAAGUACGCGUUCAAGGAAUUUGACGGCAACUUUAUGGACGAGAAUAUAUACCGGCAAAAUGGAUCGUCGGAAGUCGACGCUGCCUGGGAGGCUUUGGGAGUCGACUACCGGGCGGGCGUCAUUUCGUAUGAGGACGGACUGGCCAGUGGACUGGACGCGUCUUUCGUGCAGCGAAGCGAAAAGUACGGCGGUGGCUUCCUCGUAAAUGUCGAGGGAAUGCACCAUCUGCAUUGCUUGAACCUCGUCAGAAAGUCAUUGUACUUCAAUUACGAUCACUACAAGGCCAUAGGGAAACACGCCUUUGAGAAUAAGGGCGAUGUAUUCCAGCGGCACGUCACUCAUUGCCUCGAUACCAUCCGCCAAGUACUCAUGUGUAACGUCGAUACGGCGGUCCUUGGCCAAGUGUGGGCCAGCAAGGAUGAUCCCAUCGCCUUUCCCGACUUCAACACGAGGCACAUGUGCAAGAACUACGAGGCCGUGAGGGAAUGGGCAGAGAAACUUCAGGCCCCUCCCAAUGACGAGCUUCCCCCGGAUUUCUUGCUCAUCCCGACCGCUGAACAGAUUCUUCCGAAAAUCCCAUGA
Messenger RNA from Ilyonectria robusta, 855 nucleotides. RefSeq lists its product as uncharacterized. The transcript is spliced from 6 exons. Lineage: Eukaryota; Fungi; Ascomycota; Sordariomycetes; Hypocreales; Nectriaceae. Gene Ontology annotation, biological process: mycotoxin biosynthetic process. The record is from RefSeq and is a predicted model, not a curated record. Bases 1 to 855 code for a protein of 284 amino acids.